AACCGUUUUCGAAACCAGACGGAAUCGUCCCGCCUUUCUCGUUUCAUUCCAUCUUUCAUUUCUCCGUCACCCGCCUCCGGCUUCGGCAACCACCGCCUUACCCACCACCACACGAUAAUGGAAGCUCGCCGGCAAUCAUCGAACGAACCCGUACAAUCUCCGAAGCCAAAAACGAAAAAGAUUUAUUUCGAGGAAGAUUCCACCAACGCCUCAUAUGAAGCAUUACCGAAUGCAGUGUUCUUCACGCUGUUUUUCUCGGUGGUUUAUUUUCUCCUUUCACGGUGGCGUGAAAAGAUCCGUACUUCCACGCCUCUUCACCUCGUCACCUCCUCGGAGAUCGUCGCGCUUUUCGCUUUGAUCGCCUCGUUUAUUUACCUUUUAGGGUUCUUCGGGAUUGAUUUCGUUAAGUCUUUGAUUCUACGACCCUCUACCGACGUUUGGAUUUCAGAGGACGUUGAAGAGAAUGGAGUUUUGCUUCGUAAAGAAGAUAUCGGCAAAGUCCCUUGCGGGCAAGCUCUUGAUUGCUCGGCUCCGGCAGCACCGGUUUUAUCUGACCAGAAAGUGUUCGAUGAAAAGCCUGUGAGAGUUACAACCGAGGAAGACGAAGAAAUAGUUAAAGCCGUUGUGGCUGGAACAAUCCCUUCAUAUUCUUUGGAAUCGAAGUUAGGCGAUUGCAAGAGAGCUGCUGCGAUAAGGCGUGAUGCAUUGGUUAGAUUAACGGGGAAGUCGUUGUCAGGAUUGCCUUUGGAUGGAUUCGAUUACGAUGCAAUUUUAGGACAGUGCUGUGAGAUGCCGAUUGGUUACGUGCAGAUCCCCGUAGGAAUUGCCGGGCCAUUGUUGCUUAAUGGAAGAGAGUACUCGGUUCCUAUGGCAACCACGGAAGGGUGCUUAGUAGCUAGCACUAAUAGGGGAUGUAAGGCUAUUCAUUUGUCUGGUGGAGCUUCAAGUGUUUUACUGAAAGAUGGAAUGACUAGAGCUCCUGUUGUAAGGUUUGGUACCGCCAAAAGAGCAGCUGAUUUGAAGUUGUAUUUGGAGGAUCCUUUAAAUUUUGAGACCUUGGCUGUUGCUUUUAACAGAUCAAGUAGAUUUGCUAGGCUUCAAGGUAUAAAAUGUGCCAUUGCUGGGAAGAAUCUUUAUUUGAGAUUUGUUUGCAGCACCGGUGAUGCGAUGGGGAUGAACAUGGUUUCGAAAGGUGUCCAAAACGUUUUGGAUUUCCUUCAAACUGAUUUCCCUGACAUGGAUGUCAUCGGCAUAUCUGGAAAUUUCUGUUCAGACAAAAAGCCCGCUGCGGUGAAUUGGAUUGAAGGACGAGGCAAAUCUGUUGUCUGUGAGGCCAUCAUUAAGGGUGAUGUGGUGAGGGAAGUCUUGAAGACUAGUGUUGAAUCCCUUGUGGAGCUUAACGUGCUUAAGAACCUUACUGGAUCUGCUAUGGCCGGAGCAUUGGGUGGAUUCAAUGCACACACUAGUAACAUCGUGACUGCAAUCUACAUCGCUACCGGUCAAGAUCCGGCUCAGAACGUUGAGAGCUCUCAUUGCAUCACGAUGAUGGAAGCUGUGAAUGAUGGCAAGGACCUUCACAUCUCCGUCACAAUGCCUUCCAUCGAGGUCGGCACUGUUGGUGGUGGAACUCAGCUUGCAUCUCAGUCGGCAUGCUUGAAUCUUCUCGGAGUCAAGGGUGCGAACCGAGAGUCACCUGGUGCGAACUCUAGACUCCUUGCAACCAUCGUAGCUGGUGCAGUCCUUGCGGGAGAACUGUCGCUCAUGUCCGCACUGGCAGCUGGGCAACUAGUUAAGAGCCAUAUGAAGUACAAUAGGUCAAGUAAGGAAGCUUCCAACACUGCUUAAAGAACACUUAAUAAAUGUAUGGCAGGAUUCAUUCUCAAGGAUUCAUUCGCAUGGUGUAAAACCAAAACCAUUUUAAGAUUGUUGGACGAGUGA
Molecule: messenger RNA, 1938 nt
Organism: Hibiscus syriacus
Lineage: Eukaryota; Viridiplantae; Streptophyta; Magnoliopsida; Malvales; Malvaceae
Product: 3-hydroxy-3-methylglutaryl-coenzyme A reductase 1-like
Exons: 4
Coding region: 118-1845 (575 amino acids)
Biological process (GO): sterol biosynthetic process; coenzyme A metabolic process; isoprenoid biosynthetic process
Cellular component (GO): endoplasmic reticulum membrane; peroxisomal membrane
Molecular function (GO): hydroxymethylglutaryl-CoA reductase (NADPH) activity; protein binding
Source: RefSeq, a predicted model, not a curated record